CAGGCGACUUGCAAAGGGGAGAAAAAAGUCAAACUUCAUCUUGCUGCUGCGGGGCUCGCCUCGCUGCUGAUGCUCAGGGCGUCUCGCUGCCAAGGAGGCUGCUAACUGUCCUGCCUGUAGCGCUCUCCACGCGCACCCGGAGGAGCGCUGCUUUGCAAGGGGAGAGCCCCGUCCCUGGCUGAGACUUGCCCUCUGCCGCCUCCUCAACCCCGCUGGCUCCAAGUAUGUUUCAGGGGCGGACUGCGCUUCGGGGCGCUGCUGUGCCCUGCCCGGCCGCUGUCAGGGCAGCCGCGGCGGCGGAGUGACAGCCAGGGAUGCCGCGGGAACGCACCGGAGUCCCUCCUGCAGACACGACCCCCUUGCUGCUGCUGCUGCUCGCCAGGUAGCGCCCGGGCCAUCGCGGAGCGGCGGGAGCCCUCUGCCCAGAGAUGACUCCCAGGAGCAGCGAUGGGCUGCAGCGGAGGCGUUAGAGCGCCCCGAGGAAGAGGGCGAGAAGCCCAGCAGCCGCCCAGCGUCUCCCAGGAGCGGGAAGCCGGUGGCUUUGGCUAAGGACGUAGCAGGACGAUUUCCCUCCUGCUCUGGGAGCUUCCCCCCCCCCCCAGGGCUGCUGAAACUUGCCCGGAGAAAAUAACUUCCCUCCCCAGCUCUGUCUGCUGGGAAUCUCGCCUCCCUUCCCUACCCACGGGGGUCCCUCCUCGCAAACCCCGCACGCCACUGGGGAGGUGCUUGCAACGGAUACAAACCCCCGGCCCGGCUGGGAACCCCCCUUCGCUCUUCCCGGGCCAGACCCUUUCUAUGUGGAGCCCGUUUCAAUGGACGUGCCCCGGCGCGGCGCCGCUGCUGCUGCUGCUGCCGCUUAGGCGAUCGGCGGGCUCCUAAAGGUUGACCAUGGUGGCCGCCAUCCGCUCCCUGCUCGCGCUGCUGCUGUACCAGGUGCUGCUGGGCGGCUCGGCCGGGCUCAUCCCCGAGGUGGGCCGGCGGCGGUUCAGCGACUCGGGCCGCGCCGCCCCGCAGGAGCUGCUGAGCGAGUUCGAGCUGCGCCUGCUCAACAUGUUCGGGCUGAAGCGGAGGCCGAGCCCCAGCAAGAACGCGGUCAUCCCGCCCUACAUGCUGGAGCUGUACCGCCUGCAGGCGGGCCGGCAGCUGGGCCCCUCCGCCCCGGGCGCGCCGCUGGAGAGAGCCGCCAGCCGCGCCAGCACCGUCAGGAGCUUCCACCACGAAGAAGCUUGGGAAGAGCUCCCAGAAGCAAGUGGUAAAACAGCACGGCGUUUCUUCUUUAAUUUAACUUCCAUCCCUAAUGAGGAGUUUCUCACCUCGGCUGAACUUCAGAUUUUUCGGGAGCAGGUGCAGGAAACCUUUGAGAACAAUAGCAGCUACCAUCACCGUAUUAAUAUUUAUGAAAUUAUAAAGCCAGCCACAGCGACUUCUAAGGACCCUGCCGCAAGACUUUUGGACACCAGGUUGGUGCAUCAGAAUGCAAGUAAAUGGGAAAGCUUUGAUGUAACACCAGCUGUAAUGAGGUGGAUUGCACAUAGACAGCCUAAUCAUGGGUUUAUAGUAGAGGUGGUUCACUUGGACAAUGAGAGCAGUGUUUCCAAGAGGCACGUUAGAAUUAGCAGGUCUUUGCAUCAGGAUGAAGAUAGCUGGUCUCAGCUCCGGCCGUUGUUAGUAACUUUCGGCCAUGAUGGCAAGGGACACCCUCUCCAUAAAAGAGAGAAACGCCAAGCGAAACACAAACAGCGCAAACGCCACAAAUCCAGUUGCAAAAGACAUCCUUUGUAUGUGGACUUCAAUGAUGUGGGGUGGAAUGACUGGAUUGUUGCCCCACCAGGAUAUGGUGCCUUUUACUGCCAUGGGGAAUGCCCUUUUCCAUUGGCAGAUCACCUAAACACCACAAACCACGCCAUUGUUCAGACUUUGGUCAAUUCCGUGAAUUCCAAAAUCCCUAAGGCUUGCUGUGUUCCGACAGAACUGAGUGCUAUUUCGAUGCUCUACCUUGAUGAGAACGAAAAAGUUGUAUUAAAGAACUAUCAAGAUAUGGUUGUGGAGGGUUGUGGGUGCCGCUAAAUAUAUUAGACAAAUACAAAAAAAGCUGACACUUUAAUAUUUCCCAAUGAAGACUUUAUUUAUGUAAUGAAAUGGAAAGAAAAAAAUACAACUAUUUUGAAAAUUAUAUUUAUGUCCACAAAAAGUUUGGGAAAACAAAUAUUUUAAUCAGAGAAUUAUUCCUUUAAAGAUUUUAAAUGUAUUUUAGUUGUACAUUUUAUAUGGGUUUAAUCCCAGCACAUGAAGUAUAAUGGUCAGAAUCUUAUUUUGUAUUUAUUUACUAUUAUAACCACUUUUUAGAAGAAUAGCUAAUUUGUAUUUAUAUGUAAUCAAAAGAAAAAAAAUAUAGGGUUUGUACAUAAUUUUCCAAAAUUGUAGCUGUUUUAAUUGUGUGUAUUUAAAUUGAAAAGAAUACAUGGAAGGUUACUAUGGCAAAGUGCAUAGCACAUUUGCUUUCUGCUGUGCUACUGUUAAGGUCACAAGUUCAAGUCCAGAAAAAAGUGGAUAAUCCACUCUGCUGACUUUCAAGAUUAUUAUAUUGUACAAUUCUCAGGAAUGCUGCAGGGUGGGCUGUCCAAUCCAUGAGAACUGGCAUCCUCUUUAGGUGGAACAUUUGGAUAAGAACCAGACAUUACUGAUCUAGUAUCCUGCUAUUCCCAACUCAUUUGCAGAGUGAAUACAAGCAGGGCCAAUAGAAAUCAUUAGGGAAAAAAGGCUGAACUCUUCUUAGACUUACAGAACAGUUGAAUGAUUGUCAUUCUUCUCCUUUACUUGUCCUCUCAUUUAAAUCCUUAUCCUGGCCAAAUAUUAAAUAAUAAAAUAUUUCUUUUCUUGUGUGUGGUGAUAUGCUAAAAAAGGAACAAUUUUAUUUCUUCUGGCCCUUGUCUAACAGUUGGGAAUACAAUUACUUUUCUUAUCUCAAAUGAGAGCUCAUUUUAUAAGGAAUGCUAUAGAGAACUAAUCUUCAAACUUUACCCUAAGUACAGCAAACUAUUGUUAGCUGUAGGCUCUAUCUACUUUCAACUGCUGGUUUUGCUGACUCUGGGAGUAGUUUUCUUUCUUUCCAGGCUCUUGUGUUUUUGUUUUUUUCUGUUUGAAGAAUUUUCCUGCCAAAUGUUAAACCUAUUUCAGAUAAUAAAUAAUAGAGCUCUGACAUUUCAUUCUGCAAAGUCCCAUCUGUAAGAGCAAAUGGUUCAUUCACAAAGAUAAACGGGGUUUUCUUGCUUUUUAAAUUCCCCAUUUAAAAAGGGCAAAAGCAUGAUUUGCAGUUGGCAAGCAAGGCAUUAAUCGCAGCUCCUACUUACCGAACAUUUACAAGACUCUUGGUGUAAUAGUUUGCAAGUAACUUGUAGAAGAUGAGAAGAGGAUACAGAGGCUGGGUUCUUGUUGCAUUGGAAGCCCAGCCAAAUAUUAGACUUAAAAAAUAUCUGAGGUUGGCUUCUUGCUGAUGUAUUGUAAAUUGGACUGAAGCCAAGUGCAGAAUGAAGUCAAAUUAGCCUACUGGUAGUAAGUUCGUUCUUACAGUCAGAACUCUUAGCUCUUCUAAGCUAUAGAAUUGGCCAUAGAAUAAUGAUUCUGUGAUUAUAU
Messenger RNA from Mauremys mutica (yellowpond turtle), 3633 nucleotides. It is a transcript of the gene BMP2, whose product is annotated as bone morphogenetic protein 2. The record is from RefSeq and is a predicted model, not a curated record. Lineage: Eukaryota; Metazoa; Chordata; Testudines; Geoemydidae. Gene Ontology annotation, biological process: SMAD protein signal transduction; BMP signaling pathway; negative regulation of transcription by RNA polymerase II. Gene Ontology annotation, cellular component: extracellular region. Gene Ontology annotation, molecular function: BMP receptor binding; cytokine activity; growth factor activity. The transcript has 3 exons. Bases 889 to 2067 code for a protein of 392 amino acids.